This is a messenger RNA of Pistacia vera, 2798 nucleotides long. Its product is annotated as phosphate transporter PHO1 homolog 3-like. Gene Ontology annotation, cellular component: trans-Golgi network; Golgi apparatus; plasma membrane. Gene Ontology annotation, biological process: cellular response to phosphate starvation; phosphate ion transport. Bases 192 to 2588 code for a protein of 798 amino acids. Lineage: Eukaryota; Viridiplantae; Streptophyta; Magnoliopsida; Sapindales; Anacardiaceae. The transcript has 13 exons. Gene Ontology annotation, molecular function: inositol hexakisphosphate binding. The record is from RefSeq and is a predicted model, not a curated record.
UCAAUAUUUUCUCUUUCCUUGUUGUUUACAUCAAUAGCAGCCUAAGAAGACAAGAAUUGCUAAAUCAAGCUAAUUGCAUAUCACCAAGGGUUGCUCAACUACUCUUUUAUUGAUUAUUACGUUCACUCACUUAAGCUAUAUAGAAAUAUUACUUAUUGCUUCAGUUCUAGUUCUGGCAAAACCAGGCGAAAAUGAAGUUUGGAAAAGAGUUCUCGUCGCAGAUGGUGCCGGAAUGGCAAGAGGCAUACAUGGAUUACGAUUACCUCAAAGUCCUUUUGAAAGAAGUCCAACGUUUUAAACAAAGUACUAGGCCACCAGCCACCCCAGGUGGGCUAAAACGAAAGUUAUCUCUAUACAGAGCUUUCAGUGGCCUAACGCAGUUGCAAAGACAUGGUCCUGUGAGCCCAUCCUCUGCAUCGGAUAUUGAAAGCCAGCCCAUUUUGGUGAAUUCGGUGAGCAAGAAUGGGGAUCGUAGUUAUGAAACCACGUUUCUUAUGUCUGCGGAUGAAGGAGGAGAAUAUGAGUUGGUGUAUUUUAGAAGGCUUGACGAUGAGUUUAAUAAGGUGGACAAGUUUUAUAAGUCGAAGGUGCAAGAGGUGCUGAAGGAGGCCGAAAUUUUGAAUAAGCAAAUGGAUGCUUUGAUUGCUUUCAGAAUAAAAGUGGAGAAUCCGCCAGCUUCUUAUUUCGACCGGACGGUGGAGAUGACUCGCUUGGCUUCGGAUAUUGCAGCUUCUACCGCUGAACUGUCCAUUUCUACUCCAGCUGGAGCUAGAGCAAGCGGAAGACAAGCCCACAUGGAUGUGAUUGAAGAGACCGGGGAGAGCAGCCAUGGGCAGUCAGAUGAAUCAAAUGAUGAUAAAGAUGAGAUUAAAGAGAAGAAUACUAUGAAGAAGAGGGUUCAUGAAGAGACGAAGAAACCUGUUGAGGUGAAGGCACCUAGACCUAGACCGGCUCCAUUGGACAUACUCCAGAAGGUGCAAAUAAACAACCCAAAAGAAACUCCUCGUUCCACCAUCAAGACUGUCCUCGGGGUUCCUCACCAGACAGAAAUUAAAUUCAACAGAGAAAAUCUAAGAAAAGUUGAAGACCAACUUAAGCGGGCUUUUGUUGAAUUUCACCAAAAGCUGCGUCUUCUAAAGAGUUACUGCUUCUUAAAUACCCUGGCGUUUUCUAAGAUCAUGAAGAAAUACGAUAAGAUCACUUUAAGACAUGCAUCAAAAUCUUACAUGAAGAUGGUGGAUAAUUCCUACCUUGGCAGCUCUGAGGAGGUUUCUAAGCUUAUAGAGAGAGUGGAAGCUACAUUCAUCAAGCAUUUCUCAAAUUCAAACCGAAGUAAAGGCAUGAACAUCUUAAGACCAAAAGCCAAGAGAGAAAGACACAGAACAACAUUCUCUACGGGUUUUUUCGCUGGUUGCACAGCUGCUCUCAUAAUAGCCGUUAUAUUUAUCAUACGUACCCACGAUAUUCUGCACAAGGAAGGACAGAAACAGUACAUGGAGACCAUGUUUCCUCUUUACAGCUUGUUUGCGUAUAUUGUCCUGCACAUGGUUAUGUAUGCUGCCAAUAUAUAUUACUGGAGGCGGUACCGAAUCAACUAUUCCUUCAUAUUUGGUUUCAAGGAAGGAACAGAGUUGGGUUAUCGACAAGUUCUACUUGUGGGUUUUGGUAUAUCGGUACUCGCGCUACUCACUGUGAUCGGCAAUCUUGAUAUGGAGAUAGACCCCCAAACAAAAGAUUACAAUGGAUUGACAGAAUCUCUGCCUUUGAUCUUGGUUUUGGUUCUGCUGGUUGCAUUGUUGUUUCCAUUCAACCUCUUAUAUCGCUCAAGUCGCUUCUUCUUCUUAGUAUGUUUGUUCCACUGUAUUGCUGCUCCUCUCUACAAGGUCACACUCCCAGAUUUCUUCUUGGCAGAUCAGUUUACUAGCCAGGUGCAAGCCCUAAGAAGUUUGGAGUUCUACAUUUGCUAUUAUGGAUGGGGAGACGUUAAACACCGCACGAACUACUGCAAACAAAGCACUGUAUUCAACACUUUUAACUUCAUCGUCGCUGUGAUUCCAUACAUGUCUCGCCUUCUCCAGUGUCUUCGACGCCUUUUCGAGGAGAAAGAUCCAAUGCAAGGAUACAAUGGCAUCAAAUAUUUCCUUACAAUUGUAGCGGUUUGCAUGAGGACUGCUUGGAGUCUUAACAUGGGAAAGGGUUGGGAAGUAUUGGCCUGGACUUUCUCAGUCCUUGCAGCAAUCUUUGGUACAUAUUGGGACCUUGUUUUCGACUGGGGGCUUCUUAACCGCCAUUCAAAGAACCGUUGGUUGAGAGACAAGCUCCUUAUAUCUAAAAAGAGUGUAUAUUUCAUUGCCAUGAUAUUGAACGUUCUUCUGAGAUUCGCAUGGAUGCAGACUGUGAUUAAGUUUGACUUCACCUUCAUGCAUAGAAACACCUUGAUUGCAACUGUUGCCUGCCUUGAAAUCAUUCGUAGAGGCAUAUGGAAUUUCUUCAGGUUGGAGAAUGAGCAUUUGAACAAUGUUGGAAAGUACCGUGCAUUCAAGUCAGUACCACUACCUUUCCACUAUGACGAAGAUAAAGACCUGUAAAAUAUAUGAGUUACCAAAGGCUUCAGCAGAAAUUCUUGACGAUAAAAUUACGUGGAAGAGAAGUUUCUUGUUAUUUUUAGUAUCAUUUUUGUUUUGUACUUGUAUAUGUCAGUUGAUUUUGUCAAAUUCUCAAGAGGUAAAUGCUAUGUACAUGUGAUGAAAGUGUAACAUUUUGAUCAAUGGAAAUAAUUUUUUUUUGGAUUUAUUAAA